AUGCCAACUGAACUCUCCUGGGCCGUGAGAAUGCACGCCAUCUCCGACCUCCACUCCUCCCUCACCCUGCGACUCCUCAACAAGGGGCCCGAGUACCUCCGCAGGCAGAUGGAGGCAGGCAACCCGGGCAGGAAAAGUGCCGUGGAGAGGCUGGCGGCCGAUAAGGCCAAGUACGUAAAAAGCCAGCAGGUAAUCAGCACCAAGCAGGAACCCGUCAUCGUGCUUAGCUCAGCCUCGGAGAGCAGCAGCGAGACCUGUUCGGUGGAGAGCAAAAAAAUCAGCAGGGACUUUGGCAGAGGGAAGGGCGCGAAGCCCCUGGAGCUGGCUAAGGCGGUGUACUCCUGCCGUGCCCCCCUGCAGCACGGCCCCCCCAUAGCCAGGCGCAGCACCCCCAAGAGGCAGAUGCGGCCAGAUUCCCUGGUGAUUUACCGGCAGAAAUGCGAGUUUGGGAGAGGUCAAAGCCAGGACAGCUCACGGGGGAGCUUGGUGAGGAGGAUCUUCCAAGGGCCUGUGAAGGAGAAGCAGUUGGCUUCCCCUGAGAUGCCCAGAGUCAUGGAGUACACCGCAGCCACCGAGAGCAAUGAGCCUCUCUCAGCAAAACACUGUGACCAUCAGCCGAGCAACCACGGAGCGGAGCAUACCGUCACUGGGAGCACCGAAGCCCCAGGGGUAUGUACCAAAGGGCAUGAGAGACCCUCAAAACCAAGUAUACCUCCUGAGGAGGUCAAGGAGGUGAAGAGGAGAGGUCUCCAUCGCUCCCAGUCGGACAUCAGCUCUCGCUACUCCAAGUCCUUCUCCGAGUUUGAUACAUUUUUCAAGUACUGUGGCCUGGAGCAGGAGGUCAUCGAGGAUCUUGGGAGAGAGAACUUCUCCGUGAUGUCCGACAACGUCUCCUUCAAGAUCCGCAGCAUCAGCGUGGCAACGUCCGAGAGUGACUUCACUAGGCACAGCGGGGACGAGGGGCUGCUGGAGGAUGAACUCACAGAGCAGGUCCCGAGCAGCACCUCCGUGAUCGAGCGCAACGCUCGGAUAAUCAAAUGGCUGUACACGUGUAAGAAAGCCAAGGAGACUAACAAGGUGAUCCAGGAACUGGCAUGA
Molecule: messenger RNA, 1098 nt
Organism: Aptenodytes forsteri (emperor penguin)
Lineage: Eukaryota; Metazoa; Chordata; Aves; Sphenisciformes; Spheniscidae
Gene: FAM110C
Product: family with sequence similarity 110 member C
Exons: 1
Coding region: 1-1098 (365 amino acids)
Biological process (GO): positive regulation of cell migration; regulation of cell projection assembly
Cellular component (GO): cell cortex
Molecular function (GO): alpha-tubulin binding
Source: RefSeq, a predicted model, not a curated record